Trichoderma gamsii is the source of this 1035-nucleotide messenger RNA. RefSeq lists its product as hypothetical. Lineage: Eukaryota; Fungi; Ascomycota; Sordariomycetes; Hypocreales; Hypocreaceae. The coding region runs from base 1 to 1035 and encodes 344 amino acids. The transcript has 2 exons. The record is from RefSeq and is a predicted model, not a curated record.
AUGACGAGAACUAUACUGGUUAUUGGAGGGACGGGCGCGCAAGGCGUGCCUGUUGUCAAAGCUUUGGCAUCUGACUCAGAGUAUAAUGUACGAGUACUCACAAGGAGCUCUUUCUCCAUGGAGGCCCAAGAAUUGGCAAAGAUACAUGGAGUGGCAAUACAUGAAGGGAAUUGCUAUGACGAGACGACACUUCGCCAGGCGCUUAAGGGUGUCAAUGGUAUAUUUGUCAACACAAAUGGGCUGGCUAUUGGAGAAAAGGCUGAAAUAUACUGGGGCAUCCGUCUCUACGAACUUUCACGAGAAUUCGGCUUAGAGCACUUCGUUUACGCAGGCCUUGAAUAUGCAUCGAAGCUCGGCAACUUCCAGCCUAAAUACAGGUGUAGCUUCCUCGAUGCAAAGGGCAAAGUGGCGGAAUAUAUAUCUGCUCAGCCAACAACGCCAAUGGCGUGGUCAGUUAUAACCUCUUGUGGAUAUAUCGAAGCGCUGUCGGAGGUCCUUCGGCCUUUUCCUGAUCCUAAUGAUCCUACUACCCUCAUUUUUGCCGCUCCUCUUGGAUCUGCAAAAUGUCCUCUUAUCUACCUUGAGGAUUAUGGGGCAUAUGUCAGAUGGAUGUUCGACACCCCGGCUCGUAGCAAUGGCCUUAACCUUCACGUUGCUACAGAGGAUAUUAGUUGGAACCAUGUUGCGGCAUCAUUUACCGAGCUUACUGGCAAGAAAGCAGUUUAUAAAGACUUUACACUGGAAGAAUAUUUCAACCUUGGGACUAUACCUAAUCCCGAUGCAAAGCUUGGCCAUUCAGCUGAUCCUAAUGAUUCAACUUUGCUCACGUAUCGGGAAAGCUUCACAGGAUUCUGGAACACGUGGAAGGAUGGUUUGACUUCGAGGGACUACAAUUUACUAAAUGAAAUCCUGCCAACGAGGGUCAAGACUGUUAGAGAAUGGAUGGAAAAGACAGGAUAUACUGGAGAAGCUAUAUCUGUGUUGAAGGAUUAUCGGGAUAGAACGGUAGUACGAAAGGUUAGUGACAUACCGUAG